Somion occarium is the source of this 755-nucleotide messenger RNA. NCBI's taxonomy places the organism in Eukaryota, Fungi, Basidiomycota, Agaricomycetes, Polyporales, Cerrenaceae. The record is from the annotation of a GenBank genome assembly.
AUUUUUGUUCAUGCUAACGACUCUCAGUCUCUCACAUGCAGGAUGCAUAUGACCUGGCUAGCCAUAUAUUGAACUCAGAUUGCCUCUUGCGCCGAACCGUAACGGAGUGUGGCACUUGGACCUGUAUCAUUGAAUUCUUAUCACGCAAUCUCCGCUUUCAUAACUCCAACCGGCUUUCAGCCAUAUUUGUGACCAUGGCGAACAACGGCAAACUCACCUUCGCAUUAUCACUCAGCGAGGCUAAGAAACAAGAAGUUUGGACGUUCCUUACUACCACCGUCAGCCAGGGAGAGGAAAUACGAUGGGCACUCCAGAAUACCAUCAAGGAACAUCACGUUGUGCUCAUCGAAUACUGGCACAAGUCCAAGGAUCCGCAGGAACAUCUCACUGCGUCUAUCAUGCACGAUAUCUACGCCGAGGACAUCGUUCACGUUUAUCGCGAUGGGAAGGUGAAAGUGAUCGACGAAGGUCGAGGCAUCUACUAUACUACCGAAGAGGGAGACGAAGUAGGUCCUGGUGGAAAGACGAAGAAGAAGAAGGUGUGGAGAUUCAAGGAUGGAGGGAGGCCCGUCAAUGAGGACACGUUUACUUUGGAAGUCUUCAAGGAUAUCUUCGGUUAAGUGACAGUUCGUGUAUCUCUUGCCUCGACUCGGAAGAGUUAGCGAACCUGUAGGAAUGUCAACUUGUACGAACGGAGCUUGGAACACGUAUCUCGGCACAUUGACAGCCCAUCGAAAUACAUGCAUUCAUUGUAU